UUAACGUGUCUUUCCGAUCAUGGUUGCUCCGGUGGAUGAUUUGCCGCCGGAUAUCUGCGCCGGGAGGUCGCCGAGGCGGGAGCUGCAAGGGCCGCGGCCGACGCCGCUCAAAGUACGUAAAGAUUCGCACAAGAUAAGAAAGCCUCCGGCGGCGCCGCAGCACCCGAAACCUCCGCCGCCGCCGCCGGUGAUCAUCUACACCGUGUCCCCCAAGACCAUCCAUGCACACCCUAGCGAGUUCAUGGCGUUAGUGCAACGCCUCACCGGCCCGGACUCCUCGUCAGUAGCCGCGCCGUCCGCCCCAUUUCACCACAACUUUAACGGCUCCGACGCCGACCGACCCGGAUUUUUUCCGGCGGAUUUAACGCCGAAUCCGGCAUCUCUCCCGCCAAUAUCAUCCAACAACAACUUUUUCUCUCCGCCGUCAGACCAAAACCUUUUAGGGUUUUUCCCUGCAGAUUUGAGCCCUCUGGUACACAGCAACAAGAAUAACUUAGAAACAAGUUUGAUGAUAGCUAGCCCUUCACCUUUCUUCAUCUCACCCAGGAUCAUUUCUCCAGGGACUUCAUCUUUGGAUCUUUUAAGCAAUCUGUUUGACCUUCAACACUACAGCUAGCUAGCUUGAUCCAAAGAGUUUAUGCAGGUUUUUGGGUGAUAAAUUGUAGCUGACACAGAUAG
Messenger RNA from Ipomoea nil (Japanese morning glory), 678 nucleotides. Its product is annotated as protein MKS1-like. NCBI's taxonomy places the organism in Eukaryota, Viridiplantae, Streptophyta, Magnoliopsida, Solanales, Convolvulaceae. The record is from RefSeq and is a predicted model, not a curated record. Gene Ontology annotation, cellular component: nucleus. The coding region runs from base 20 to 616 and encodes 198 amino acids. The transcript has a single exon.